AACUGAAUAAGAAUUUAGUCUUAGGGAAAAUUAUUAUAAUAUAAAGAAAUUUUAAUUCUCAUUAUUAUUUAUUUAAGAUUUUUGCUAUAUGAAAGUUUCUGAUAUUUGCAUCAAUUCAUUGCAACACAGUUUAACCUUUAGAACAACACUUAAACCAAUCUCUGAUUGCAAAUCUGAAGACAAGGAUUACUUCUAACAAGCAGAUCUGAAAUGGACAAGAGAGAAACCUCAAAAAAUCUUUCUGUUUUAUCUAAAGAACUGGAAAAUAUCGUCUGAAAUUUAACACGAGUUUUAAAAAAAUGUAAAUACUGAAAAAAGUUUAAAACAAACCUGCUUGUGGUUAAAAAAGAUCUGAUAUAGAAACAACAUGAUUGUUGAAAGUGAAAUUUUACCAGGAAACCGUCACAAUACGUCCGUAGCAGCAGAAGUCGUUGACCACAUUUUAAAUUCUGCGGAAAAAAUCGAAUGCUAUCAGCACCUUGAGUCGGAAAUUCGCAAUAAAGAGCUAGAAGAUGGAUACGUGUACUGUAAUGCGACGUGGGAUGGUUUAUCCUGUUGGCCAGUAACAUCUGCCGGUAACGUAGCUUACGUCCCCUGCUUUGCAGAAUUUAAUGGAGUUCACUAUGAUACGAACAAAAAUGCCAGUCGGUUGUGCCUCGAAAAUGGAACCUGGAUGCCCUGGUCUAAUUAUCGGUCAUGCCAACCUCUACAACUACAUGAACAUGAAUUCCUACAGGUGCUGUGGGACAUGAAAGAGGCUGCCACUAUUUACUACGUCGGAUACGGCAUCUCUCUAGUUGCUCUCAGCUUGGCUCUUUUUGUGUUCUCUCACUACAAGGAUCUGAAAUGCUUGCGUAACACCAUUCACUCAAAUUUAAUGGCCACGUAUCUUCUCAUUGAUAUUACUUGGAUACUAACGGCGACUCUGCAGUCCAACCCAAAUCCUUUCACUGCCAAGGUCGCCUGUUUCCUGGUCAUUUUAUUGACAUACCUUAUGGGCACUAAUUUCUUUUGGAUGCUAGUAGAAGGACUGUACCUCUACAUGCAAGUGGUUAAGACAUUCUCUAUAGAGAACAUUAACCUGAAGAUUUAUGCUGCUAUAGGUUGGGGAAUUCCAGCAAUCAUUGCCGCUGCCUGGGCUAUCACUAAAGUAUUGGCUAGUGGGACACCUGAUGGCCCUUUAACUCAAAGUAGCUGCCCUUGGCAAAAUAAAGAUUAUUACGACUAUGUUUUUAGCUGCCCGGUAAUGGUGGUAUUGCUGAUCAACAUAUUCUUUCUCACGAGGAUCAUGUGGGUCCUAAUAACAAAACUACGUGCCUCGAAUUCAGUGGAAUCGAGGCAAUAUAAGAAAGCUGCUAAAGCCCUCCUCGUUCUCAUUCCUCUGCUCGGUGUCACAUACAUCAUCGUCAUAGCAACCCCCAGCGAUCCAGUCGCAGAAGUGGUCUUCAUUUACAUACAAGCCACCUUCUUGUCAAUACAGGGGUUUAUGGUGGCGAUUUUGUACUGUUUCUUGAAUGGAGAGGUCCAGAAUUCUUUAAAGCAUCAUUUCGGUCGAUGGAAGACUCAGAAAUCUAUCGACAGAUCGAGAAGCAUCUCGUUAUGGCAGUCCCGUGCUUCUCAAAGACAAAACAGCAAGAGGACAGUGAGGCAGGGGACUGUUUCAUCAAUGGUCAAAUUCACGAACGACUCCAUCAAGACUAAGAGCGUCAAAGGGUCACCAGAUAUCCGAAACAUGGUGUAAAAACGAUACUUUUCACUGUGAUGGGAAUUUGAUUUUACUGUCGUGAAGUUGAUUUCAUAAAUUUUGGUGAAUCCAGAACGAUUAUUUGGUAACUUUACAUUUGCAAUGAACAUUGAGACAGUUGCCAAAUUUACUUGACUCCAAAGUCAACAGGAAACCAAAGACUGUCGCCCCUGGAAAUCGUAUCUGAAGCGAAGUAAAGUAGAGUUUACAUUCAGCCCGAUACAAUCCAUUCAGUAUCAGAAACUGUACAACAGCAGGUACUCGUUCUCAUCGAGACAAGAACUUCUAUUAAGGUCGUGCUUCUACUGUCCUCAAUUUCACAGCAUACGCAAUCUUUCUUCUGCGCAUGCGUGACUUACUGGAAUCUUACAACUGGUUGAGUGUAAACCCGCCUUUAUUUCGGAAGGAAUUGUGAUUUGUCUUUCAGUUUUCGGAAGUGUAAAAGAAUGCAUUUCAUUCAUCGUGAAAAAAUGAAAAUUCAUUCUAAUAGUGCCAUUUAUGAAGUAGUUUGAAA
This is a messenger RNA of Argiope bruennichi, 2258 nucleotides long. RefSeq names its product diuretic hormone receptor-like. The coding region runs from base 368 to 1741 and encodes 457 amino acids. The transcript has 12 exons. The record is from RefSeq and is a predicted model, not a curated record. Gene Ontology annotation, molecular function: G protein-coupled peptide receptor activity; diuretic hormone receptor activity; peptide hormone binding. Gene Ontology annotation, biological process: adenylate cyclase-modulating G protein-coupled receptor signaling pathway; cell surface receptor signaling pathway. Lineage: Eukaryota; Metazoa; Arthropoda; Arachnida; Araneae; Araneidae. Gene Ontology annotation, cellular component: plasma membrane.